Molecule: messenger RNA, 3045 nt
Organism: Diaporthe citri
Lineage: Eukaryota; Fungi; Ascomycota; Sordariomycetes; Diaporthales; Diaporthaceae
Exons: 2
Coding region: 1-3045 (1014 amino acids)
Source: RefSeq, a predicted model, not a curated record
AUGGAUCCUGUCUCGGCUGUUGGUCUGGCAUCCUCUGUCCUCACCUUCGUAGAGUUUGCUUGGAACCUGGUUGGAGGCGCGAUCGAGAUAUACCGCUCAGUAGACGGGACUCUGGAUGAGAAUGCGCGCCUCGACGAUGUUCAGGAUGAUCUUGACGCUUUGUCUGAUUUACUGAGCGUACAGCCCCUGUGUAAGACUAGAGCCGAAAGGAGGACCGCCAGAGUCGCGCAAGAAUGUCACGCCGACUCCAAGAAACUUCAGAAUCUGCUCAAAGAGCUCGCCGGUCCCAGAAACAAUCGGACGGUCUGGCGCAGUGUGAAAUCAAGUUGGAUGAGUAUCAGAAGCAGGAAGGACGUAGCUGAGAUGAAAAUUCGGCUGCAAGAAUACCGGUCAGAGAUUCUCCUCCAAGUGACAUUGCUCCUCAGCGAAGAGCAAUCUAGCAUCAACCUCGACAUUGCCAAGCUCAGAGAUGAUUGUUCACAGUUGAAGAUCGGGUUCAGAACUCAGAUCACUAGCACACAGAACAGAAUUCUGGGGGCCAUAGACAGAUUGAACAAAUCCAUCGGCGUUGAGCAAGCGACGAGUGAAACAUCCCUGUCUGACAUAUCGACAAUGCUUCUCACGAUCCAAGCCGUAGUAGGCGAUACCCAUCUUCAGCACCGAAUACUUCGCCAGCUCGUCUCCGAAGACAUGGACUCCCGCGCCAAUCAGAUACCGAGGGCUGCACGGGAUACCUACAACUGGACCGUCGAGGACGGCCCUUUGAAUAGAGGGGAUAAACGUGCACGUGCGUGGCAGCUAUUCCUUGAAUGGCUGAGAGCAGGGGACAAAAUUCUCCACGUCUCGGGAAACCCUGGAUCAGGGAAAUCAACUCUGAUGAAGUUUCUUAGCCAACAUGAAAGAACCAAGAAGGAGCUGCAGGUAUGGGCAGCACCGGACACAUUGGUAUUCUGUGUAUUUCAUUUCUGGAAUCCAGGUUCCAGGAUGCAACGGACUCUGACAGGGUUCUACCGCUCAAUGCUCUUCCAAGCACUCAGCCAGUGUCCAGAGCUCGCUGCAGAAGUUUUCCCAGUGCAGUUCAGAAGAAUGCAGGCCUCCGUUGGAGACAUACUGGUAGAGAAGGUCCAACAUUUUGACCAAGACCGUAUUGAAGAAUGUUUCAAACUGCUUUUGAAUCGGGCAUCCACGGGUGGAUAUCGGCUGUGCUUCUUCAUCGACGGCCUGGAUGAGUGUGAGGGCAACCGGCUUCAACACGAGGAAUUGGCCAACAUGCUGCAGAGUUGGGUUAGUUCUGGUGCCUUCAAGAUGUGUGUCAGUUCCCGGCCAUAUUCGGAAUUCAUGCGCCCACUCGAUCACUCAGGGAACAGGCUGAUCAAGCUGCACGAGCUCAACGAGUCCGAUAUCAGGACUUACUGUCUUAACCGCCUGGCGAACGACAUCGAUGGUCGGAAGAGGGGCGAUCUGUGCCGACGCUUGGUGCGCAUCGUGGUUAAGCAUGCCCAAGGCGUUUUCCUAUGGGUUCACCUUGUCAUCGACCUCCUACUUGUGGGAUUUCGUCAGGGCGAUCCCGAUUCGGUCAUCGAGGCCCAGCUCAGAGCAUUGCCUCCCGACCUCGACAUGCUAUAUACAAAGUUGAGGGAGCCUAUUGAGGCGGACAAAGUUCAGAGGCUGAGGUCAAAUCGAAUGCUCCUACUUGCAACACACAACCCCUGUCGUCGUGAUCUGACAGCUAUGGCAUUCUCCUGGCUGGAGGGGCAGCAAUGUGACCAAGGAGGACUGUUGAGUCCCGACUUCCCAUCAGCCAGCCACAUGAAGCCAUACUCUGAGGAUGAAAUUGCCAAUCGGCUCGAUCAUGUCACAAAGCAAAUUGAUGGGCUUGCCAGAGGGUUUCUCGAAAUACGAGGUCUCGCUGCUUACGAGGCCCGCUUGAGUCCUCCAGGACAAAUCCGAUCGUUCUUCAGUUCCAUGGUUCGGUUUUGUCAUAGAACCGCGCGGGACUAUCUACUGCACAACGAAAAUCGACGCCGUGCCUUGCUAGAAGCAUUUUCAGACUUCGAAGAGUCUCAAGUGUACGCAAAAAUCCGUAUUGCAGAGAACAUUUACGGCUGGCAUUCAAGGUUCCCACCUGGACAUGAUGUCUUCAAGAACUUUGAUCGGCCUUUCCGCCAAAACGUCAACCCGGACCUGAUGGCUAAAUUCGCAGUUCCACUUCGAGAAUCACUGACUCCCACAACCUUGCAAGUCGUUCGAAACGCAUGUUCACAAUCUUGGGAUCCACCGCCGGCUCAGGUCUCAAUCAUGGUGUAUGCCGCGUAUUGCGGUCUCGACCGGUUUGUUCUCCGCGAAGUUGCUAAAGACACCAUAAAUACCGGCGGGACCUGUGUGAGCGGCAGUGUUCUUUUGGCGGCAGUGCGGCAGUCGCAUUAUGAGCUGGCGUCAAGGAUUUUAACAAUGGGAAGAGGAAUGAAUGAGCUAUGCGUGGUAUCCGACAAGGACGCCGACGUGGAACGUUCAAGUUUGGUUCCCGCCUGCGUCGUCGCCAUUGCGGACAUCUUCGAGGACUUGCUAACUCUCUGGCGUCCACGGGAUUUUCAAACGGAGAAAUGGUUGAGCGUGGCGAGAAGUCUCUUGAAGUCCAAUAUUGGAUUGAACAUAUCGAUGUGGGCGACAGUACGCGGGAUGCAAAAAUUAAAUAUAGGAUCUGGAUCUAUGUGGACCACCGAGAUACGAUUUCGAAUCUCCUUCGCGGACUUUUUCGAGCUCUUUGAGAUUUCUGGGAAUGGAAGCAAAGAUGAUAACUCUGAAUCACCAAAUUCACUGGCUAUAGACACCCUCCGCGUGACGAGGAGCGAUAGAGCCGGCCGAGUGGAGAAGCAAGGGCUGGAUGUGAUGCAAUGGCUCAAGGCGUGGCUAGGCCAGCCCUCUACCGAACAUGGGCAUGAAAAGACUGGCUCAGUCGAGAGGAUGUUGCGCUUAGAAAAGAUGGAGUGGUCAUCGGAUACCCAGGAGUUGGUGGAGCUCAGGGGAUGGACAAGAUUAUAUUGA